AUGCUUACGCCUAUUAAUAAGAUUAAAAGUAGCGCGAUACUUAUCGUAAAUCCUUUUAAGAAGCUCUCGCUCUAUACUAAGAUCGUCUUUCUAAUACUUAAGGCUUAUAAGUCUCUAAAAUUUAAUCUUGAAGAGAAGGAGUCUUAUCGGCUAGAGAAAUUCUUCUCUCGUGAAGAGAUUAAAGUAGUAAAGGAAGAGAAGGACGAAAGGAUUGAUGAGAUUGAAGUAGAACUAAUUAGUAAUACUAAGGAGUUAAAUAAUAAAUUGAAUAAUAAGAUAGUGGCAGAAAUACCGAAUCUUAAUUACGCUUAA
Messenger RNA from Penicillium cataractarum, 312 nucleotides. RefSeq lists its product as uncharacterized. The record is from RefSeq and is a predicted model, not a curated record. Lineage: Eukaryota; Fungi; Ascomycota; Eurotiomycetes; Eurotiales; Aspergillaceae. The transcript is spliced from 4 exons. The coding region runs from base 1 to 312 and encodes 103 amino acids.